Drosophila grimshawi is the source of this 2415-nucleotide messenger RNA. It is a transcript of the gene wkd, whose product is annotated as TBC1 domain family member whacked. The transcript is spliced from 5 exons. Bases 422 to 1522 code for a protein of 366 amino acids. Lineage: Eukaryota; Metazoa; Arthropoda; Insecta; Diptera; Drosophilidae. The record is from RefSeq and is a predicted model, not a curated record.
AUCGCUAUGUGCUCGGCUGUUCACAUCGCGCAGUACCCAACAGAGCCCCAAAAUAAUUAACUUUUGUGCAAAUUUUCAUUAUUAAACGACCAAAUAUCUAAAAUUUGUGUGCCAAAUUUAAAAAAUGUGCUGCUGAAAUAUUGUGUGUUUUUUUUUUCAACUACGUAACAAAAGCAAUUCUCUUAUUCGAUGGCUACCUCUCCCUUUCCAGUUUGUAUAGGAAAUAAACAAAUAUCCAAUUGGAAUAUAGUGUUUACACCAACACAAUAAAUGCGACACACUUGUGCGGGCGCAAAGUGUAAAGCGAAACCGAGAAAACCAGCAGCUCAGCAACAACAACAAUAACACCAGUCAGCGAGAACAAGUCGCUCAAAGUUUGGUAUCAUUCUGCCCAGCACAGACGACGACGACGACGACACAGAUGGCAACAGCAGGGCGUUCCUUGGAUACGAUCUCGCUGUGCUCCACCGUAUCCAGUUGUCCGGAUCGCAAUGGCUUCUAUGGCGGAUUUCAACGCACCGACAAGCCCAAGGAGCCGCUCUCCAAGGCACAAAUCAUAGCUCGCGAAAAGAAAUGGCUCUAUAUGACAGACAAUUGGUCCAUCUACAUGUCCAAGAACUACAAAAAGAUACGCGACAGAUGUCGCAAGGGCAUACCCAAGUCGGUGCGUCCCAAAGCCUGGUUCUAUUUAUCUGGUGCUUAUUUGCUAAAGAAAAAGAAUCCCGAUGUCUACGAGGAGCUGCUGAAGAAGCCCGGCAAUCCCACAACCAUUGAGGAAAUCAAAAAGGACAAACAUCGUCAGUUUCCGUUUCACGAAAUGUUUCUCGACGAGCAGAAGGUGGGCCAAAUCGAGCUAUUCAAUGUGCUCAAGGCCUAUUCAAUAUAUAAUCCCAAAGUGGGCUUCUGCCAAGCGCAAGCACCAAUAGCCGCAUUUCUAUUGAUGCACUUGCCGGCAGAGGAUGCCUUCUGGGUGUUCGUCAGCGUAUGUGAUGUCUACUUGCAAGACUAUUUUAUACCUGGCCUCGAGGUGAUACAAAACGAUGCGGGCAUCUUGGAGGGCCUGCUGAAGAAAACCUGCCCGCCCGUCUACCGUCAUCUUCAGAAGCACAAAGUGGAGCCGCUGCUUUAUAUGACCGAUUGGUUUCUGUGCGCCAUGACGCGCACGCUGCCAUGGGAGACGCUGUUGCGCGUCUGGGAUUGCUUUUUGGCCGAGGGAAUACGUGUUAUUUUCAAGGUGGCACUGGUCAUCAUUGGUGCUUCGCUCAGUAGGCACAAGGUGCGCAAAACUUGUACGGGCUUAUGUGAAACAUUGGCUGUGCUGCGCUCUCCGCCCGAGCAUAUUAUGGAGGAGGAGUUCAUUAUCAACAACAUGAUGAGGCUCAAUUUGCGUGUGGAGGAUUUUCAAAUUGAGCAUACGCGCCAGAAGGUGCGACGUGCCAAGCAAAAAGCCCAACAGGAUGGGUUAAAUGGUGGCCCAGAUUCCAGCACCAGCAAUGGUAGGCGCAACAUGCCCACACUGUGAGGUUGCACAACAAUAAACACAAAUUUAUUUGUGUUUAUUUAUUUAAUACUACAACUACUACUACUACUACUACGUGAAACACCAACAACUUGUUACUAAACACACACACAAACACAAACAUAACAUAAGUUUUAUAUAUAUAUAUUCGUAUAUACAAACAGAAAAUAAUGUAAUGUCGAAUAGUGGAGCGAGCGUGCACAAAGGAGAACGGAACUGAAACUUGUAAUCCUCGAAACGAUACGAAAAACAAAAAAAAAAAAAACUGUUUAAAAGAACAGUCAGAAUUAUCAGCUAAUUUUCAUUCCAUGCGCAUACGAAAUGUAUUUGGCAAACCGAUUUGUUUAAUAUUGCAUAAGUGAAAACAUUGUUCUAAUUUUUAUUUUAUUUAUAUGGUUGCAAUUAUUAUGUGCGUGCAAUUUGUUUAUGCUUUUCAAAAGUAUUUAUUAUUAUUUAUUAUAUUACAUUAUAACAACAUAUAUUAUAGUUUUAACGUUCUUUAAACCACAUACAUAAUAUGUGUGUAUUACAUAUCGUAUUAUUAUCGUAUUGAAUCGAUUACGACAACAUAGAAGUACAUUAUAUUGGCAGCUGCAAUGUUUCUAUAUAGCUCAAACAUGCAUUCUCGAUCUGUAUCAUAUAUACAUACAUAUAUUAAUGUAAUCUUAAGGUGUUCUUUUCUCAUUUUGAUUCGCUUUUACUAAACCACCUCAAACAAUGAAAUUCAAUUCAAAUAUGUCGUUGAUAUAUACAUACAUACUUUUAAAUUGAAAACAUUUGUGUUAUCCAAAAAUAUUGUGGGGGCGUUCUUGGGGGUCCUUAGGCGACAUUAAUAAUAAAAAUGAAAACACCAUUACUAAUAAAAAUACAAAUCUUCGAUUUUAUAGAUGAACACA